Molecule: messenger RNA, 2754 nt
Organism: Alternaria infectoria
Lineage: Eukaryota; Fungi; Ascomycota; Dothideomycetes; Pleosporales; Pleosporaceae
Exons: 3
Coding region: 1-2754 (917 amino acids)
Biological process (GO): transmembrane transport
Molecular function (GO): oxidoreductase activity; transmembrane transporter activity
Source: RefSeq, a predicted model, not a curated record
AUGACGCAGCCAGAACCACCAGGAUUGUAUCGCCAUCCGACAAGAAGCGAGAUCAUCGACCUCGCCGCAGCAGAAGGCCACGAUGCAGAUAUCCCAAGCAACCUCGGCUCGAUACACCAAGUGCCUAGCCAUACAUCGGAAAGGCGGCACUCAUUAGACGAGAAGAAGGGUGAAUACACAACUGGCGAAAGAGAUGUUGAAAAGGGAAACGGCUCAGGCUCAAUCUCCAGUGCAGACCAACCCGAUGCAGAAGAGGAACCUGAACGCGAUCCGAAUGUCGUCGACUUUGACGGUCCUAACGACCCAGAGAACCCAAUGAACUGGAAAGCGUCCAAGAAAUGGGGCAUGGUCGCGCUGAUCUCAGCUAUCACGUUCCUAACGCCUCUUGCGAGUUCGCAGUUUGCACCUGGUGUGCCGGAGGUUAUGCGCGACUUCAACUCGACGAGCGAUCUACUUGAAGGCUUCAUGGUGUCCGUUUACGUUUUGGGUUUCGCGUUUGGGCCAUUGAUCAUCGCACCGCUUUCGGAGAUGUAUGGUCGGCUGCCACUGUAUCAUAGCUGCAAUUUGCUGUUCAUUGUGUUCACGAUUGCGGCUGCAGUGGCGAACAAUAUGGCGCAGUUUGUUGUGUUCCGAUUUCUCAUGGGCUGCUUUGGAGGAGCGCCCAUGGUACUUGGUGGAGGGACUAUUGCGGACUUGAUACCACGAGAACAACGCGGUACUGCCAUGGCUGUCUGGAUGAUGGGUCCGACGGUAGGGCCUUGUGUCGGUCCAAUCAUCGGUGGGUUCUUGACAGUAGCAAAAGGCUGGCGGUGGGACUUCUGGUUCGUCGCUAUAGUGGGCGGCGCGUUCUUCAUCAUGUCACUCAUUCUGAUGAGCGAGACAUCUGGCAUCAUCAUUCUGCAACGGAAAGUCAACCGCCUCAAAGCCGAGACAGGGAACACAAAACUACGCUCCAAGCUGGACAGUGGCCUCACUCCACGCCAGCUCUUCAAAUUUUCGAUCAUUCGACCAGCCAAGAUGUUGUUCCGCUCAACUAUCUGCUUCGCCAUCUCUCUCUACAUUGCGAUUACAUACGCCUAUCUCUACAUUCUAUUCACCACCUUCACUGCGGUGUUCAAAGGACAAUAUGGCUGGCAUGGCGGUAUUACUGGUCUCUCGUUUCUCGGUCUCGGCAUUGGCUCCCUCAUCGGACAAUUCACCUACAUCCACUACGGUAACAAAGUGGUACACAAGCACAUGGCACGCGGCGACUUCCGACCUGAACAUAGACUGAAAAUGAUGUGCGUCGGCGGCUUCUUCAUUCCUUGCGGUCUCUUUAUCUACGGCUGGAGCGUGCAAUACCAGACGCACUUCAUGGUACCCAUUGUUGCAACAGGUAUUAUUGGUUUCGGUCUGCUGAUGACGUUCAUGCCUGCGACUACGUACUUAGUCGACGUGUUUACUGUCCAUGCGGCCAGCGCCAUGGCGGCGAGUACAGUGUUGCGUAGUGUUGCAGCAGCCUUUAUCCCACUGAGUAGUCAGACGAUGUAUGCGCAAAUGGGCUACGGUUGGGGCAACACUAUGCUGGGGUUCAUCGCUACGUUACUGAUCCCGAUACCAUUCUUGUUCAUCAGGUACGGAGAGAACAUCCGCGCUAGAAUCUCCUACAUCAACACGCGACUCGCUCCGCCGCUCACGGAAAGUAAGAGCUACUUCACUAUGGCAUCCUCACUACCAGAGUCCAACACAUCUCUCACAUAUACGCAACCUUCAUCUCAACCACAUCUUACACAUACACCCAUACCGAAGCCAGGUCCCCAAGAAGUCCUGGUGAAAAUCAAAGCCGCAGCUAUCAACCCGGUCGACAUCCAACUAUGGGGAAACCCCGUCAUCGGCUGGCUAGCAGGCAAGAAGGAGAAAGGAAUAGGACGCGACUACUCUGGCGAAAUCGUGUCGAUGGGCGAAGAAGCAAGUAAGAGUGGGAAAUGGGAGAUGGCAGAAGGAACAUUUACACAGUAUCUCUCCAUCAACCCAACCUCAGAGCCCAUCGCAAAGAAACCCACUACCCUUUCCCACCACGAAGCCGCCGCCAUCCCUCUCGUAGUCCUAACAGCCUUCGCCUGCCUCGACUGGCUCCCCUCCACUACCAACUCCCCAUCCCCCUCCCAACGCCGCGUCAUCGUCUCAGGCGCCAGCGGCGGCGUAGGAAUGUGGUGCGUGCAACUUGCCAAAAAGCUCUAUUCCUGCCACGUAACCGGCAUCUGCUCCGGCUCCAACGUCGAUUUCGUGCAAUCCCUCGGAGCAGACGAAGUCAUCGAUUACCGCACACAAGACGUGCCCAACUCGCUUCUUUCCAAACGGCCCGGCGGCACGAAAUACGAUUUGUACAUUGACUGUGUGGGCGGUACGGAGAUGUUUGCGCAUUGGAAUGAGCUUCUUCAUCCGUCGGGCGCGUAUAUUACUAUUGUGGGGGAUAAGACUUCGAGGACGGCGAUGGGCGGGCCGUUGACGUAUUUUACGUAUCCGUCGCAGGUGAUGAGACAUGUUUGGGGGUACUUCUUUGGGCCGAGGUAUGCGAAUGUGAUCUUGUAUCAAAAGAGUGAGUUGCUGGAGCAGGUCAGGGAGUUGGCGGAGAAGGGCGAGGUAAAGGUUGUAGUGCAGGAUGUCGUUAAGGGAAUCUUGACAGAGGAAGGAUGUAAAGAGGGGUGGGAGAAGGUCAAGGGGUACAUGGUUGAAGGCAGGGUUAGGGGGAAGAUUGUUGUUGAUGUUGCGUAG